This is a messenger RNA of Drosophila eugracilis, 704 nucleotides long. Its product is annotated as DNA-binding protein modulo-like. Lineage: Eukaryota; Metazoa; Arthropoda; Insecta; Diptera; Drosophilidae. The annotation marks the transcript as partial. The transcript is spliced from 2 exons. The record is from RefSeq and is a predicted model, not a curated record.
AUGGAUGCUAGAACGAUCCUCGCUAAGACUGUGCCUCUACUAAGGGCAAAGUUAUCCGAACUAGGUUUGGAUACAACUGGCAGAAAAGGAGCUUUGCAGGAUCGGUUGUUCGAUCAUUAUGCAUUAGAUGUGGCUGACGAUGAGGACGGCGAGGCUGAUGGGAAAGUUGCGAGUAUUAGUAGGGCUUCCAAUUACCAAGAGGCGGUUCAACCUAGUAGCUCGAGAUUUACACUACGCGAUAUUCAGGACAGUGUUUUAUCAUUUUCAGGCCACGAACAGGAAGACGUCAAUCACAGUUACCCGAGGAAGAGUCCGAGUCAGGUUGAGGACGAUAGCGACUCCGAGGCAGAAGACGCGGCUGAUUUAAUUGAUGAUGAGGCUGAGGAAGAUGAAGAUGAGAAUAGUGACGAAGAGGAAGAUGAUGACGAGAAGGUGGAGCUAGGAGGGGUUUCAAAGACCUCAGACGCGGGGAAGGAAGAAGAGUCCGACGAAGAUGAUAAACCCCCUGUAGAGGAGCCUGUUUCCAAGAAAGGCAAGGAAAAAAAAAAACCCGAGGAAUACAACUCUGUAGGAUUAAAAGAAAAGAGCGGAAUUCUCAAAGUGUCCGUUGGUAAGAUUCCCAUAGGAACGUCAAAAAAAUCGAUUCUAUACCGCGAGAACAUUCCAAAUGAAUACAAACACAAGGAUGUGGUCACCAUAUUCGU